AUGAUCGUUCAAUCGGCACCUCUUAUAGUAAAAGACCGGAAUCAACCUAAUCGAGAAUGUCUUUAUGCAUGGUAUCCAGAGAUUGCACCUCAUGCAAAUACGACAACAACAAUAGGACCACGAGAUGUUUAUAUUUAUAAAGGCAUAGACAAAGAUCUUUUACAGCAAAAUUCACAAACAAGCGGAUCAAUCAACAAUAAUGAUAGUAAUCUUGAUGUUGUACAACGUUAUAAACAAAGUAUGGCACCGAGCCAACGUGCAUAUCAUUCACCUGAUACACUUGAUGAAGCAUUACGAACACCAUGGGCAUUACAUUAUGAAAUAGAACGACGACCAGCUACACCAAAUUUUCCAUCACAAUCUACUGAUAUACCAAUACGUGAAGAAAUACCACGUCGUCUGAAGAGUGCUCCAGUUGUUCGUUCACUUCCAUCAACAUCCGUUCUUACUAUUCCUGAGCCACGAUUUGUAACUCCGAUGAUUCCAGUUCAUACAGUUCAAACACCUCAAUCACUAUCAGUAGACAAACCUAGAAGUCGAGCUUCAUCUGCUAAAGCACGUCUUAGUACAACAGUCUCGCGUAAUAAUGAACAAAUGAAUGAUGUUCAACAGCAACGUCGAGAAAUUAAAUCAGCACCAAGAAUUCAACAACAAAUUGAAAUUAAAUCAGUGAAUGGAGAUAAUCAGAAUAGUUCUACACAAGUUUAUGUUGAUACAAUAAUAAACCAACCAGGUUUAUCUAUUGCUUCAACACCACCAUCACCAUCACCAGCUGUUUAUGUCUAUCAAAAAUCUGCUAGUUGGUGUGGUAAUGAACAACAACCCCUUCGUACGACAGCUGAAAUAAAUCCUACUCCAGUCAAUCCAUAUUAUGUUCGUCGAUCAGGUGUUGUUUCAGCUAAAAAUGUUACGAAAAAAGCUGUUCUACGAGAAAAUUCAUUUACAAAACAAUCAAAUAGACAUCGUAGACGGCAUUAUCAACAUCAUCAUCAUCAACAAGAUAAACGAAAUCAACCAUUAAUUGCUACAACACCAAUACCACAAUCAGGCAAAUAUCCAUUUGAAAUCGACGGUACCAAAUUACUCUAUGAUCCAACAUUAAAAUUAGAUGAUUCAUCAUCUAAUUUAAAAAAAUAUCUUAUUGAAGGUCGUUUAUAUUUAAUAAAAAAUCAACGUUAUAAUGUUAUAGAAACUGUUGAACCAAUACCGACAACAAUCACUGAAACAAAUACUCAAGAGUUAACUCUUCCUCCACGUCCAAAAUAUUAUCAAACAAUUCCGGUUGAAAAAUUUCAAAUACCUAAACCAGCACCAGAAGUACAUUAUAAUGCAAAUGAAACCUAUUUUUAUAAUACAAUGCCAAAACGUGUACAUCGUUAUGUAAUCGAUCCAAAUUUUAUUUCUGAAAAUCUUAAUAUCAAUAAAAUGUCUUUAUCAAAAAGACCUUUAACCGCAACUGUUGUUCCAUCAUCAAUGAAUGAUAUUAAUCGACAAUCAACUGUUUAUGCAUGA
Messenger RNA from Adineta steineri, 1512 nucleotides. The record is from the annotation of a GenBank genome assembly. NCBI's taxonomy places the organism in Eukaryota, Metazoa, Rotifera, Eurotatoria, Adinetida, Adinetidae.